GAUGGGCCUUCAAACUGAGGACAUUGCAGUAAAAAAGUCCCCAGUUUUGGCCUUGUUUGUAUAAGCGUCCGCGUAAACAAAGAUUCUGAUUGGUCGUUUAGAUGCCGACGUCAACAUUCAUCCUUCAACAGUGCGGACUUGUUUAGUUGAAUACGAAUACGAUUGGUGCAAUCCAUGGGUGCGAUCAAGUUUAAAGGAUAGUUCUGGUUGGAGAUGUCGGUGUCGGAAAAACUUGUGUGGUUCAGCGAUUUAAGACCGGCAUUUUCAUGGAGAAACAGGGCAGCACAAUUGGAGUGGAUUUUACUAUGAAGACGCUGGAAAUACAGGGGAAAAGGGUGAAGUUACAGAUAUGGGAUACAGCUGGACAGGAGCGUUUUCGCACCAUCACACAGAGUUACUACCGCAGUGCCAAUGGUGCCAUCAUCACUUAUGAUAUCACAAAGCGAUCCUCUUUUAUGUCUGUGCCCAAGUGGAUGGAGGAUGUGAAGAAAUAUGGUGGUUCCAACAUAGUUCCUCUUUUAAUUGGUAAUAAAUCGGAUUUGACUGACUUGCGUGAAGUGCCCUCUGAAGAUGCACAGACCAUGGCUCAUCAGCUGGAUUUUGUGACUGCCAUCGAGACUUCAGCCAAGGACUCUAGUAAUGUGGAAGAGGCAUUUAACAAAAUGGCCACAGAGCUCAUCCUCCGACAUGGCGGGCCCAUGUUCAAUGAAAACGUAACAGAUAGCUUCAAACUGAACAGUAAGGAUGUGACCAGUGAGGGAUGGGGAUGUGGCUGUUGAUUAGUUAGUCAUUCUCAUGAAGCAAUAAAAGCUUUGGUCAUGUAAAUCAGGUACUAUCAUUUAAAGCUUGUUUAAGUGCAUCUCUAAAAGAAGAAUACACAAAAGUGCUUCAGAAUUUUUGUACCAUUGGCACAAUUAUAUUUUGCAAGUCCUUAAUGAAGCUGACAAGUAAUGCAGAUCACACAAACGUUGAUGAUUACAUUUGGCUGGAGAUGUUUGGGACAGCUGAAUUUUUAUUAAAUAGGUGAACAUGUGGAUAUCUUUAUAUUGCUCUUUUAAAGGGGACAUAUCAUGACUCGAUGUUUAAGUGCUAUAAUAGGGUCCCCAGUGCUUCUAUCAACCUAGAAAAUGUGAAGAAACAACCCAGUAACUUAGUUUUGGUAAACCAUUCUCUGCAAGCAUGUGAAAAAAUAGCUCAUUGAAUUUGUGGAAAUGACACACCAAAAAGCUGCACAUUUUUGCUCGCACAUACAAAGUGACAGUUUUAACAUGCUAUAAUACAUUUUUUAUAUGGUAUUUUGAGCUAGAACUUCAAACAUGUACUCUGGGGAAAACAAAGAUUUAUUUGACAACUUAAAAACGUCUUGUGAAAUGUCCCCUUUAACUGCUGCCAUGAGCCUACUUAUGUGAUUUAGAAGUUUUAUACUUUUUUACUACGUGUCUUUUCUAAUCUACUGUCAAAAAACAGACUGUUAAUGCAACUCCUUAAACUGAUAGUUUAUAUUAGAUGCCAUUAGAUGGAUAAUUUAUAUAUUUCAGUUCAUUUAAACACCACAACGCUUUAGUUUCAUAAACAUGCUUUUUAAACUAUGAACAAAGUUCUGAUAAUAUUGGUUCAUGCUUAAUUUAUAAUGGUAUCCCCCCGGAGAAUUAGGAAGUAGCCUAAUUUGCUGUUUCAUUUCAAGUGGGCAUAAUAACCAGAGCCAUUUUAUGUGCAAUAUUUUAUGUGUAAGAUCUCAGUUUGGUAAUUUAUAUAUCGUUGACUGAUGUAUAGGUGUUUUACAAGAAAUCAACACAUAUAUUUAGGAUAUGAUGGUGGUAAUCUUUAAGAAUGUCUUCAUUUUCCUGUAGUUUUGAAAGACAAAUUUGCUUUUAUUAUUCUGAACAAUAUUCUGCAAGGCUGUGCGUGAAAGGAAGGAAGACAAUAUUUAAGUGCAAAUGUUUAUAACAUUUUAUGAAUAAUAACUGUGCCUUUCCAACUGUUUCAGUAUUUUAGCACUAUGACAUUGUAAUUUGUUAUUAAAGGGAUAGUUCACCCAAAAAUGAAAAUUCUUUCAUCAUUUACUCACUCUCAUGUUGUUACAAACCCGCAUACAUUUCUUUGUUCUGAUGAACACAACGCAAGAUAUUUAAAGAAAUGUUUGUAACCAAACCGUUUGUGGACCCCAUUCACUUACAUAAUAGAAAAAAUACUAUGGAACUAAAUGGGGUCCACAAACGGUUUGGUUACAAACAUUUCUCAAAAUAUCUUGCUUUGCUUUCAUCAGAACAAAAAUCAUUUAUACAGGUUUGUAACAACAUGAAGGUGAGUAAAUUAUGACAGAAUUUAUAUUUUUGAGUGAACUUUCCCUUUAAUCAACUCCUAUUACUGUGCAUUUAAUGUCAAAUUGUCAGUGUAAUGUUUUUCUUGAAAGAUGAGAUCAAGUUGUAUUUGGGGUACAAUUAUGUUAUUAUUUUAUCAUUAAAACAAUAUAUAUUCUGUGAAAAGUUA
Messenger RNA from Paramisgurnus dabryanus, 2490 nucleotides. It is a transcript of the gene rab43, whose product is annotated as RAB43, member RAS oncogene family. The record is from RefSeq and is a predicted model, not a curated record. Gene Ontology annotation, molecular function: GTPase activity; GTP binding. NCBI's taxonomy places the organism in Eukaryota, Metazoa, Chordata, Actinopteri, Cypriniformes, Cobitidae.